AUGACCACCUUGUUCACGGUUCCCAUCAGCUCAACUGGUGGCUCCAUCGUCUGCACCAAUCCCACUCAAGACCAGCAGAAUGUCUACCUAUUGACAUUCACCUCGCCAAAAGAUAAUCGGUUGACUCCGACAUUCAUCGACGCGCUAAUUCUGACACUUGAUAUUAUUGAGCUUCGCUAUCCAAAAGGUGUCGUGGUAACGACAAGUGGUAUCGCCAAGUUCUACAGUAAUGGACUAGAUCUGGAACUUGCCAUGAGCACGGAGGGAUUCCUCGAUAAAUGGCUCUGGCGUCUUUUCCGACGAUUCUUAACAUACCCCAUGCCAACAGUGUGUCUACUCAACGGACACGCAUUUGCAGGCGGCUUCAUGUUGGCCAUGUACCACGACUACCGUAUUCAAAAUCCCGAGAAGGGAUUCCUGUGCGUUAAUGAGUUGGAGUUUGGCGUGCCACUGCAGACGCCUAUGAUGUCGAUAUUCCGGGAGAAGUUGGCCCCAACCACAUUCCGGAAUGUGGUCCUGGAGGCUCGUCGUUUUGGAGGGAGGGACUCAUUACAGGCUGGGAUUGUGGAUGGGGUGGGUGGAUUGAAUGAGGUUCUUGAGUUGAUUCGCGAUCGCAAACUUCUCAAUAAGGCUGCGACGGGUAUCUAUGGGACCAUGAAGGAGGAGAUGUACUCACGGGUGUUAAAUGGUCUGGAUGAUCAUGAUGGGAAUCUCUCGUGGCGGGAGAAAGUGGAGCUGAAAAAGGAUGAUGUUCAGAAGAGAGGUCUCCAGGCCGUGGAGGCAUGGGAAAUGAAUAAGGCGAAGCUUUGA
Penicillium odoratum is the source of this 810-nucleotide messenger RNA. RefSeq names its product enoyl-CoA hydratase/isomerase family protein. Gene Ontology annotation, molecular function: delta(3)-delta(2)-enoyl-CoA isomerase activity; enoyl-CoA hydratase activity. Gene Ontology annotation, biological process: fatty acid beta-oxidation. The transcript has 2 exons. Bases 1 to 810 code for a protein of 269 amino acids. Gene Ontology annotation, cellular component: peroxisome. Lineage: Eukaryota; Fungi; Ascomycota; Eurotiomycetes; Eurotiales; Aspergillaceae. The record is from RefSeq and is a predicted model, not a curated record.